Gadus chalcogrammus (walleye pollock) is the source of this 3428-nucleotide messenger RNA. RefSeq names its product inhibitor of growth family, member 5a (gene ing5a). Bases 480 to 1205 code for a protein of 241 amino acids. Gene Ontology annotation, cellular component: nucleus. Gene Ontology annotation, biological process: regulation of DNA-templated transcription. The record is from RefSeq and is a predicted model, not a curated record. Lineage: Eukaryota; Metazoa; Chordata; Actinopteri; Gadiformes; Gadidae. The transcript has 8 exons.
CGGGACCUCAGCUGAUCCCGGUUUACGUCACCACUAUGUCACGUGACAACGAUGGGAAGGGAGCUCGACUUCUACGAGAGCCAGUAAAUAAUCGACAUCAACAUCAAUUAUCACUUUCCUCUCCUGACCUGAACCACACUCUGUAUUCAAAUUCGUGGUAAAAAAUGAAAAUAUCAGUUUUAACAAAUGACGUACAUGCGCAUUUUAAAACGGCGCUAUCCGUGCUAGUGGAGCUACGCACUGCGUAUUAUUAGUGACCCUUCUCCUUCUGGCCCAAAUGCUUUCCGCUCUAGAGAGGGUUGUUGAUCACACAUCGCCACUCACCAGCUCAAACUAAAAGAGACGUAAUCGAAUUUUAAACUAAAGGAAGGAUCUUCCGGGCGGUCAACCCCGGGGUGCAAAACGCGCGCACCGCUUCUCCCCCCGCCGCCAACCUGCCUGCUCUGCAGCCCGUCGUAUCAGCAAAGUGCUUCUCUGAAAUGGCGACGGCAAUAUACUUGGAACAUUACCUUGACAGUAUUGAGAACUUGCCAUGUGAACUUCAGAGAAACUUUACUUUGAUGCGGGACCUGGAUAACAGGACUGAAGAGAAAAAAGGAGAGAUUGACAAGUUGGCUGAGGAAUACAUAGCCAAUGUGGUGAACUUGGCUUCAGUGCAGAGAGUGGAACAUCUGCAGAAGAUCCAGAAUGCAUACAGCAAGUGCAAAGAGUUUAGUGAUGACAAAGUCCAGCUUGCUAUGCAGACCUACGAGAUGGUGGACAAACACAUCCGCAGACUUGAUGCAGAUCUGGCACGGUUCGAGAACGAGCUGAAGGGAAAGCUGGAAGUAAGCGGCUAUGAGAGUCCAGAGGCAAGGGGAUUGAAAAAGGCCGACUCCAGGGGGCUAAGAGAGAAGCGUGUGUCCAGGGGCAGAGGGAGGAAGAGCUCUGAUGAAGAUUCUCCAAGGAAGAAGAAGAUAAAAAAUAACCCUGAUUUGAGUGAUGGUCUUCUGCCAAUGCAGCCAUCGGAUGUUCUAGACAUGCCAGUGGAUCCCAAUGAGCCAACCUAUUGCCUGUGUCAUCAAGUGUCGUAUGGCGAGAUGAUCGGCUGUGAUAACCCAGAUUGUCCAAUAGAAUGGUUUCACUUUGCUUGUGUUGAUCUUGCAACCAAGCCCAAAGGAAAAUGGUUUUGUCCUAGAUGCACACAAGAUAGGAAGAAAAAGUGAGAUUUCAGAUAGGGUACUUUUAUAAUAUUGAUGUAUAUUGAGGAUAGAUUUAGAAAAAACGUUAUAUAUGUAUAUAUAUAUAUAUAUAUAUGCAUACAUUUUCCCUAUAUCCUUUCCUCAUUAAAAAGUUUUUAGUUAAAGCCCAGUCCGGAAUUGGGGUAUAAUUGUGUGUCCGUUUGCUCAUUUUCCACAAAUGUUUUUUUUUUUUUUUUUUUUUUGGAUUAAUGAAUAAAGCUUUUUCAUUUCAGAUGUACAAUAGAUGAAAGGUAAACUUAAAUUUCAAAUGUUUUUGAUGAUUAGAUAUGUUUGCCAUUAAGUGCCGCCCACCCCUAAAUGAUCAACUUCAAUCCCGGAUUGUUGCUUUGACAUACUUGAAGUAUAAAUCUUAUUUUUUAAAUAAAGGCCUGCUGAAAAUAUACGUAUGACUUGAAACUCAGUAUUCUGAACAACAAUUCUGGUUGUACUAGGAAAGACCUUAUGUCUGAAUUUCAAAUACCUACCUCUGGGGCAUGCAUAUUACUGCAUAACUGACUGAUUCAAUGUAGUGUAGUGUGUAUUAUAUAUUAUUUUUCAAUUUAAACCAAACAAGAAAAGUAAACCAAUCUUUCCUCUAUCCAGAAUGCUUUUUUAUUACAUGUGCUGUACAACAACUAUGAUAAGAAAAUCACUUGUGACAUUCUUGGAUGUAUUGUGAAUGUGAUAUAUUAAAUUAGUCGGUCAGUGUCUUGCAAACUAUAGGAGGUAUGAAUGCACUUUGAAUUGAACUUCCCCAUACAGAGGUUUGAAAUGCAGGCAUGGUUUUAGAAUUCAUCCCAUAACUUUGUACAUCACAUCCAAAUCUACAAGAUAUUUCUCUUCGUAUCCGUUUGUAUCAUGGGGAAGAAGAAUUUUUGGUUUGAGAGGAAUUAUUUCCAAAGAGAUUUAUUGUGUUAGCUAGGUUUUGGUCACUAAAAUGAUAAUGAAUAGCUUGUCUGUAUUCCUACUGUGAGUAUCCAUUAUUUAUGUGUACCCCUGAUAUGUAAGGAGCCAAAGCAUUUUGUAUUUUUCUUAUACUUCAGUAUUUUAUAUCAAAUAAAUAUUGAAUUGCUUAUAUAUGGUCUCAUUUGUUACAGGGACAAUGUCCGUAAUUUAAUCAUCUGUAAAUUCUCAGUAAAAGUACAGACAUCAGCCUUUUCAGGCCAAAACCCUAUUUGGGUGAUCGGUUUCAAAAUCCAUCAUCCGACUCUGCAUCCCAACUGCACUUUUCCUGAUCGCUUUGGGAAAAUUCCACUUCUAUAUCAUAAACAAAAUCAGGAUCAUCCUUGAGUCUUCGGUUUUGCUCAAAUAGUUGAUCCAUUUGCCCUUUCUUGCGGGCCAGGGCAUCGUCAUUUAAUUUAUUAAGAUCUUCUUCAGGGUCCACCUGGAAUGAGGCAAGGCUGUGCUGCAAACUGUGGCCCUGCAUGUGAUCUCGUAGUACUGUGUGAAGCCUCUUCAACUGACUCAAUGGAACACCUCCCAAGUAUUCUUUGUGCCGAAAAUGGUUCUUCAGUCUUUCAGCAGCCAAGCAACAGUCUAGGAAGAAACGUCACGUUUAAAUGUACUCAAUAUUUACACUGAGAAAGAUUUGAUUGGUAAUACAUUUAUUGUCCUAAUAAUAGAUUAUUACAUCCUUCCGUUUCUAGAAUAUACAUUUGAAUGACUUGCCUAUCAUUAACCAUUUAAAGUCCCACCUACUACUUGAUUAAAGAAAUCGAAAUUGUGUCAUGGCGUCUAAUGGCAUAUUUAUUGUUUUACAAAUGAUAAUAGAAGGUGCAUGGAAUGACCUACCUGAGUAUUUAGAGAAGUUCCGCACAGGUAUUAUUCUUUUGCGCACUUGCUUUGUGUCUUUUUGUUUGUACAGUAAAAUAAUUGCGGGGGGACUGAACUGAACGCCGCAUCGUUUCGCCUCAUAGGACAUCUUCACAGCUUAACUUUAGUGGCGAUGUAAUCUUGUUUCCUUGGCUGCCUACUGUUUACCAGUAAGUAAUUAUUCAUAGAAAGUCACACACAUUUAUGUAAUUUUGUUAAGGACGGAACGGAAGUCUAAUCUAUAAUGUAAACAUGCAUUCGGACCUAAGAGCAAAAGAAACGAAGAGCAAGGUUGAGGGGUAUCAACCGAGAAACAUUACAUCCUAGAAAAGAAUGUGCUGAGGGCGAAGGCUGGCCCCGAUCACGGCAAUACUUUUGAACUACAAGUGGUUCGUG